This is a messenger RNA of Nyctereutes procyonoides (raccoon dog), 2360 nucleotides long. RefSeq names its product prolyl 4-hydroxylase subunit alpha 2 (gene P4HA2). Gene Ontology annotation, cellular component: endoplasmic reticulum. NCBI's taxonomy places the organism in Eukaryota, Metazoa, Chordata, Mammalia, Carnivora, Canidae. The record is from RefSeq and is a predicted model, not a curated record. Gene Ontology annotation, molecular function: procollagen-proline 4-dioxygenase activity; iron ion binding; protein binding. Gene Ontology annotation, biological process: peptidyl-proline hydroxylation to 4-hydroxy-L-proline. Bases 360 to 1961 code for a protein of 533 amino acids. The transcript has 15 exons.
GGCCGUCGGCCGGGCCCCCGGGGACCGCUUAGCGUGAGCGCGGGCCGCCUUGCUCCCUCCCGAGGGCUGGAGCCCCCGGCCCCGCGGGGUCCGGCUUGGUGCUCAGGAAACGGGCUGUCGGUUGAGAAACUCUUUUCCUCCCCUCUAGACGUCUGCUUCCAACGUGCGCUGUUUUUCCUUAGCAGCUGGGCAGACCUGUGGUAGCAAGUUAACGAAUUCAAAUAACGACGCCUUCUGUGUGUCGCGCAGCGAGGAGUUGCCAGCCCGCCGGGGCGGACGGAUUGAAGACUGCGAAAGUCCAGACCCAGAACAGUGUGUGGCUGUCACUGAAUGCCUUGCGGACCCUACUCUCUGUGACCAUGAAACGCUGGGUGUCCACAUUGCUGGUGGCCUGGUUUGGUGUCCUGGGCUGUGUGCAGGCUGAAUUCUUCACUUCUAUUGGGCACAUGACUGACCUAAUUUAUGCAGAGAAGGACCUGGUGCAGUCUCUGAAGGGGUACAUCCUUGUGGAGGAAGCCAAACUCUCUAAGAUUAAGAGCUGGGCCAACAAGAUGGAAGCCUUGACCAGCAAGUCAGCUGCUGACCCUGAAGGUUACCUGGCUCACCCCGUGAAUGCCUAUAAACUUGUGAAGCGGCUCAACACAGAUUGGCCUGCACUGGAGGAUCUGGUCCUGCAGAACUCGGCUGCAGGUUUUAUUGCCAACCUCUCUGUGCAGCGGCAGUUCUUCCCCACGGACGAGGAUGAAAUGGGAGCCGCCAAGGCCCUGAUGAGACUUCAGGACACAUACAAGCUGGAUCCAGACACAAUUUCCAAAGGGCAACUUCCAGGAACCAAGUACCAGGCCAUGCUGAGUGUGGAUGACUGCUUUGGGAUGGGCCGCUCAGCCUAUAAUGAAGGCGACUAUUACCACACAGUCUUGUGGAUGGAGCAGGUACUGAAGCAGCUCGAUGCUGGAGAGGAGGCCACCACAUCCAAGGCCCAGGUGCUAGACUACCUGAGCUAUGCUGUCUUCCAGUUGGGUGACCUGCACCGUGCCCUGGAGCUUACCCGCCGCCUGCUCUCUCUUGACCCAAGCCAUGAACGAGCUGGAGGGAAUCUGCGGUACUUUGAACGGUUGCUGGAGGAAGAAAGAGAAAAAAUGUUAUUAAAUCAGACAGAAGCCGGACUGGCCACGCAGGAAAGCAUCUAUGAGAGGCCUGUGGACUACCUGCCUGAGAGGGAUGUUUAUGAGAGCCUCUGUCGUGGGGAGGGUGUCAAACUGACUCCCCGGAGGCAGAAGAGGCUUUUCUGUAGGUACCACCAUGGCAACGGGACGCCACAGCUGCUCAUCGCCCCCUUCAAAGAGGAGGAUGAGUGGGACAGCCCGCAUAUCGUCAGGUAUUAUGAUGUCAUGUCUGAUGAGGAAAUCGAGAGGAUCAAGGAGAUCGCGAAACCCAAACUUGCACGAGCCACUGUCCGUGAUCCCAAGACAGGCGUCCUCACUGUUGCCAGCUACAGAGUUUCCAAAAGCUCGUGGCUGGAGGAAGAUGAUGACCCUGUUGUGGCUCGAGUGAAUCUUCGGAUGCAGCACAUCACAGGACUGACAGUAAAGACUGCAGAACUGCUGCAGGUUGCUAAUUAUGGAAUGGGAGGACAAUAUGAGCCACAUUUUGACUUCUCUAGGCGACCUUUUGACAGCGGCCUCAAAACGGAAGGGAAUAGGUUAGCGACGUUUCUUAACUAUAUGAGUGAUGUAGAAGCUGGUGGUGCCACUGUUUUUCCUGAUCUGGGGGCUGCAAUUUGGCCUAAGAAGGGUACAGCUGUAUUCUGGUACAACCUUCUGCGGAGUGGGGAAGGUGACUACCGUACAAGACACGCUGCCUGUCCCGUGCUUGUGGGCUGCAAGUGGGUCUCCAAUAAGUGGUUCCAUGAACGAGGACAGGAAUUCUUGAGGCCAUGUGGAUCAACAGAAGUUGACUGACUUCCUUUUCUGCCCUUCCCGGCCCCACAGCCCAUGUCGUCCUCAAGUUCCACAUGACAGACACCCUUGUAUGUUCCAGGCCCUGUCACUCAGGUCUUUGUUGGAGUGAAUGUUUGUCUGGAGCAAAGGGAGAGCCGACUGGGGAGGGUCCUGGGUGACCUGGGUCCCGACCUCUCUGGUCAGCCUGUGCCACCUCUGGCCACCUUGGGUCAGAGUGGCUGCAGCAGAGUAAGGCUGUCUAGCACCUAGCAAGGUGCCUUUGUACCUCAGAUGUUUUAGGUGUGAGGUGUUUCAGUGAACCAAAGUUCUGAUACCUUGUUUACAUGUUUGUUUUUAUGGCAUUUCUAUCAAUGUGGCUUUAACCAAAAAAUAAAAUGUCCCUGCCGGAAGCCUUAAAAA